AUGGCCGAGUCAAAAUAUACAGAUCCUGAGUUGCGGAUUCUGACAGAAAGGUGUCGGACUUACCAAGGAACAGCCAAGGUCAACAUCAGCCAGAUUACCCCCCACCCAUCCGUCUCGCAACAUAUGAACAUGAAAAAUGUGGAAAGACUCUGUGAGAUAUUUGACAAAGAAGGUUGCCGAAGACUUGAUAUCUACAACCAUGUGAGCGCGGUUGUAUCACGGCAGCAUCUCCAUGAGGCUCUUCAAGCAGGACGGGUAGACGCCGCUGACCUGAUGACCGAUCAACCGAAUCGCUACCCACACAUUUAUUUCUCUGCUGGGUCCAUACAGUGCCUUCAUGGCCAACAUCGAUUAAAGGCCGGAGAACACUAUUUACCAUUGAUCGACCAAUGGUGGACUGUUGACUUGUAUUCGGAUGACAUUAGUCCCGAUCUUCAAACGAGCCUUGUUGAUGAAUAUUCGAAUGAGAGAGUUCCAAGCGAUGGUGAAAUUUACCUCAAAGUUCGACAAUAUCGAAAUGAAGCAAAUUCACAUUUCGAGAAUCGAUGGCUGGCGCGGCUGUCAGACAACAAAGCCCGGCGGCUUCGCGGACUUGAGUCUCAUCCGAGUGUCCGGGCUGCUUUUGACUCGUUACUUGUUUUGCCCUCCUUGCUGAUACAUGGAAUGCAAAUCGGAUCUCUUCCGCAGGUUCUGGCUAUUUACUGUGACGAGGAGAUAGUUCACGCGCUAAAUAGACUGCUGCAAUACUGGUCUGCAAUUGUGGGACACGAUCGAGCUAAGAUGCUGAAAGUUGAUCCUCUCACAAUGGAGACAUUGCAACUCCUGGCACCUGGAGUCUCCUCGAAGGAUAGAACAACCGUAAAAGGGCUUUUACACAGUGGCGAAGUAUUCUCAAACUUCACAGAAUCUGAACGAAGAUUGAUUUGGAAGCGUAUGAAGAGGACAGAGGGCAUAAUUCCAUCUCUUUAUACUUUCUUCAAAGAUCUCUGGUACCUAGAAUCAUGCGCGCAGUGCAUCAAACGACUUAUCACACCUUCCAGAUCUUUCCCAACUAUUAGAACCGCCAUGCGCGCGGCCUUCUUGUCUUUUGAUCCCACCCAUGCGCAGCUUCUGAUACAAACAACCGAAGAUGGGUUUAGGACUUAUUCGCACUCCCAGGGGGACCCAGCAGAAAUUGGGUAUCGACAACUCUGGCUCUAUGCUAUGCGUCACUACCCAAAGUUAUCCAAAAAGUCACAGAAGAAAGGGCUUACAGCGAAGCCUAAUAGUGAGAGGGUGGAGCCUAUGAUACUGUAUGAUAUGGCUGUUCUCGCAAAGAGACUUGGGUUUCGAUCGCCACAAAUCGAGCAACUCAUCCAGGAGUCGCCAGAUCGGCAAAUCGCGCAAGAUGCUCUUUUAAGAGCCCGGCGACCAGACUGCUAUCGGUACAACGAGGAAGAAAUUGAGUCUCUGAUCAAUACAGUCACCGAGUGCUUCUUGAAGGCAGUCCCUCUUAACCAUAAGCUUUCAGUGCAAUUCGUUGAUGGAAGAGAAUGCAAGAAAGAAUCUCGAUGUGGAUAUCCGCAAGCAGAAGCUCAAUUACAAGACCGUCAAUUCCUUUUCUUCGACCAACUUCAUGGCGAUUCUCCUCAAAGGGAACGAAAAGCUACUUCCAUUUUGGUGAGGAGAAGUGUCUACUUUAAAUUCUUCGGCGAGCUGCCCAAACCCCGUGAAAAUGACGACACAGUGGGUAGACAUCCAACUCCAGACUUGCCGACGUCUCCGCUUUUUGUUCCAGGCAAUUGUUCACCUCAAGUUGAAGGCGAAGGGUUUAGGUCUAGGGGUACAGGAGCCGGGCAGCAUAGCAGCUUAGAGCGGCAAUGCUCGAAAGAUGCACGACGAGAGCGACGUCAGCAGAAGAAAGCGAAGAAGUUAUGGAGACGACAGCAACGACAGCAGCGAAGGCACCGAUCCUCACAUGCCGACCGUAAUCCUUUGUCUUAUUCGAGAAAAUUAUCAGUUUUAUCUUCCGGGCCUGACACGGAAACAGCGGGCAUUAUAUCAGAAGGCAGAGGGGGUGGAAUAGAAGAGGCAUUACAGUCAACAGUCGAGACCGAAUCGGGACUUCUUGGAAGCAGGGGUACAAUAGUUGGAAACGAGCAGGGUAUUCCCGUUAUGGAACCCGCCGCAGCCGAUCAACUCGAGGAUGGUCAACUCGCUGAGGAAGACCAUGAUUUCAGCCAAGAUGAAGAAUUGGAAGAUAGUCGCGCUGAAUUGGGAUUUGAGGAUGAGCGGCCGCAGGGAGGGAGUGAGGAAAGUAUCCCUGGAGAAUACCCGGAAGAUGCCAGCAUGGAAGACCAUGCAAGCGAACAAGGGAAUGAAGGGAUAGAGACAACAGCGCAAAUUUCUUCAGCGGAAGAAGUUGAAAAAACACUGGAAAUUUUGGAAGGACGUGGGGCAUCGGAGAUCAAAACGGGGCUCUCUAGGACUGUGGGCAGAAGUGCAGCGCUGCGAGAGAAGACCAGGUUCAGACCAUACGACAGCACACAACGACACAGACGAAACACAAAGUUAUCAAUACCACCACAGGAAAUUCUAGAGCAUGAUAUAAACGCACUGUUGCAAACGGCUGCUCAGGAACAGACAACAAGACCUACCACUCAGAUUGAUUUCCUCGACGCGCAAAAUCGUCGUUUGUUGGAGAUGGACGAAAGGCGACCUUCAUGGCUUGUGGCUAGUCAAGUUGAUCUGACUCAAAACCACCAACAUGUGCUGGAAGAAAAAUCAGACUCAGAAUAUUUCGAACUACAGCCGGAAAUCUCGAGCUCAAUUGAUCAGAACUUUGAACGCCAUGGAACUAUGAAUGCUCGGUCGGAGCAGGAAACGCAAUUUUCGGAGUCUGUACCACCGGUCUCUUCGCAGCAGGUAGCCAAGCAUCCUGCUGUGACAAUACUGUUUCGUGCCCGUGAUAAACACGGCGUCUGGAAUCACGUGGUCCACCAAAUGGUGGUUGAUCCAUCUGACCCAUCUCCUGUUGAGCGAAUGGCGUCCAAGAAUGCGCGAGAACGCCAGGCAACGUUCUAUGACCAGAAUCUGCGGCAGGUCGCCCCUGGACAGUGCUUUAAUGCGGCAAUUGAGGAUGGCACGAACACGAUAUUUAUGACGUUCGGCACCGAUCUAGUUGUGAGCGAAGAAACGGUGAAUUCAGUCGCACGGGUACUCCAAGCCGAUUGUGAUCAUGAUAGGCUUACAAAACGCCGACAGUAG
Messenger RNA from Penicillium brevicompactum, 3246 nucleotides. RefSeq names its product DUF3723 domain-containing protein. The transcript has 3 exons. The record is from RefSeq and is a predicted model, not a curated record. The coding region runs from base 1 to 3246 and encodes 1081 amino acids. Lineage: Eukaryota; Fungi; Ascomycota; Eurotiomycetes; Eurotiales; Aspergillaceae.